Aspergillus mulundensis is the source of this 1467-nucleotide messenger RNA. RefSeq lists its product as uncharacterized. Bases 1 to 1467 code for a protein of 488 amino acids. The record is from RefSeq and is a predicted model, not a curated record. Lineage: Eukaryota; Fungi; Ascomycota; Eurotiomycetes; Eurotiales; Aspergillaceae. The transcript has a single exon.
AUGGCCCAUCUUCCCCCCGAGAUCCUGACCAUCAUCUUUCGAUAUCUUGGUCCCGCUAUAGACCCGUCCAUCUACUUUCGAGAAUUCGAUGCCCGGAGAGACCAGGUCAACGCACUCUAUGUCUGCCGUGCAUGGAACUUCCAUCUGUCGGCCGAGUUCCACCGCAACCUGGUCAUCCUCCAUCCCGAGCGCCUCCCGGCCCUGACUGUGGCCGUGCUUGCCAGCCGCCGUCUAGCAGAGGCUGCCCGCCACUUCAAGAUUCUUACUUGGACCCAGCAUACUCCGCCAGUCAAAUAUCCUGGGCCCCUGCCAGAGAAUGUGCGGGCUCGAGUUCGCCAGCUCAGCAAGUCGGCAGAGGAACAGGGGCAGUGGUGCAAUGAUCUCCUCAUCAACAAGGAGGACGCCUGGCUUGCGCUGCUGCUGGUCUCGCUCCCGAACCUGACCAGUUUUGGCUGUCAUUGGAGGCCCACCUAUGAUGAAUGGAUACCGAUAAUGGUGGCCCGGGCUGCAUACCAUGAGCUCACUCCACCUGCGUUGCAGCAUCUGGAACGCCUGGAGGUGGAGGAAGCCCAUGACGACGAAAGCAUGCCAGAAUAUCACGUGGCCCGCUAUUUCCUGCCCUUCUUCCAUCUUCCCUCCAUGCGGUCGCUGCACGCCAUCAACUUUAACGAGUACGAUACUGCUUCCCCAGAAAUCAACCACCCCGCAUUUCAAAGCGCCCCAGGGACAUCCCCGAUUGAGUCGCUGGAGUUAAGUUACUCCAAUGGACGAUACGGCCUAGCGGGGUUGAUCACCUCCUGUGCCAACCUGAAAUCUCUCGAUUAUCAGCAUCACUGGUCCACCCCUUCCUACAACUUGCAGUUCCGCCCCCGCGCGUUCUAUGAACCCCUGGCAACCCAGUCUCAUAGUCUGGAGGUGCUGCAUUUCAGCGACUGGGGUCCUGUGUAUUAUCCCUGGGCGGAUGAUGAUGAUGAGAAGGCUGCGGACGAGUGUGAUCGGUGGCUUGGGUCGCUCGCACAUUUCGAUCGGCUCCGCGAGCUUCACAUCCGCGCUCCGAAUCUCCUCAACUUCGACCAGCGGGACCGGGACGCCACUGGCCGCAUCAAGAAGCUCGCAGAUCUUCUUCCGCGAUCACUCAGGUCUCUAAAGCUGACGGAUUGCCCUAAGAAACAUACAACCGAUCUGGUAGACAACCUCGCCGACUUCCUUUCGCACCGCGAGGACAUGUUUCCGGGUCUGGAAAGGCUAACAAUCGUCACAAAGGUGGCGGAGGGCUCUUCCAGGGAAUUAUACUCUGGAUCUAAGCUCCGCAGGUCACCCUAUGGGAUACCGUUUAUACCGGUGCGAGUGGCCUGUGAGGAAGUGGGGGUCGAAUUUACUCUGGAUAUCAACGAGACCGGCGAGGGGAAUGAUUGGGAAUGGGAAGUGGAAGACAGGGAACUCGACGAAUUCUCAGAUGAUGAGUAG